AUGAUCUGGGAAAUCAUAAAAGUUUCACAUUAUUUGAUUUCGAUACUUGGUAUUGUUUUUCAUAUUUUAUUCAUUCGCUUUGUCAUCUUUUCAAAAGUUUUAGAUGGUUACUGUAGGUAUGUAAAAUAAAUAUUUUUGAUUAAUUUUCAAAUCGACAAUGAAUAUUUAGAACAACGUCUUUCCUAAUUUCAACCGGACAAUUGGCUGUUUUAUUUUCUUACCCAAUUUCGAUAUCACUAUGUUUUUCAAUGGGUUUUGAAUUUGAACAAAAUGAAUGCGUUUAUUCGAGUAAGAUUAUUCUGACUUGAGAAGAAGAAUAUAACAAAUAUUUUUGAUUUCAACUUUUUUUCAGAUGAAAAUCAAAUUUUUCGAUUAAUUCAUAUUUAUGGUGAAUACACAACAAUUGGCCCAUUAUUCAUUUUAAUCUGUGAUAGAUUGAUAUCAGUCAGAUUUUUAAAGUUUCAUGGAUCAAAAGAAUACCAAUAUAUUUUCUUUUUUUGCUCUCAUUUUUCAUUGUAUUCUUUUGUUGAUUUAUAUCCGAUUUUUAUAUUUUGGAGAUUCGGAUUUGGGUUCAGCACUUUGUUUAUUUUCAAAAUUCAUCAUAGUUAUAUUUUGUGCAGUUGUAAGUAUACCUAAUAGAUAAAUUACCAACUGAAAAUUGUUUUUUUUUUAAAGUUUUCAAUUUAUAUCAAAUGUGUAUCAAAAACAAUAUAUUAUGAUAAUCAAGGAAAAGUUUCACUUGGAAAUCGAUAUAAGGUUGUUAAGAACAUAGAAUGCGUCAUAAAUAAUAGAAUAAUUUGAUUUCAGAUUUCUCAGUCUUACGAGAUUAUAAAAAGUUAUAUUCCGCCAAUUUUCUUCAGCGUUGUUCUGAAAAUCAUAAUUUUCGGGUUGGCAAUUGCUUUCCUUUUCCAUCAAAUUCAAAUCGAUGGAAAAUUAUACAUGAUUUAUAGUUUGGUGGGUAUUCUUUUAAAAAAACAUUAUUUUAUUUUCAAAUUGAGAAAUUUUCAGUUUCUAAACACCGAAGCUUCAAUUUUCCCAGUUUUAAUAAUAUAUCUCCAUCGCCAUUUUCGCAACAAAAUUGUGGUUUUUCUACACUUGAACAAAGUUCAAAAUACAAAAAAUGUCGAAGUUCACGCGUUAACUGGAACUGUGUUGAAUAACACAACAACACAGGAACAAUAUUUUGAUGGACUCAAAACAACAUGGAAAUAA
Messenger RNA from Caenorhabditis angaria, 1212 nucleotides. The record is from the annotation of a GenBank genome assembly. Lineage: Eukaryota; Metazoa; Nematoda; Chromadorea; Rhabditida; Rhabditidae.